Molecule: messenger RNA, 819 nt
Organism: Talaromyces proteolyticus
Lineage: Eukaryota; Fungi; Ascomycota; Eurotiomycetes; Eurotiales; Trichocomaceae
Product: serine hydrolase FSH
Exons: 1
Coding region: 1-819 (272 amino acids)
Biological process (GO): secondary metabolite biosynthetic process
Cellular component (GO): nucleus; cytoplasm
Source: RefSeq, a predicted model, not a curated record
AUGUCUACCCCUCCGGCCCCACCACAUACAAUCUCCUUUGGAGACCUCCAUCUGCCACGAAUUCUCUGCCUGCACGGUGGGGGCGUCAACGCUGAAGCUUUCCGCUUGCAAAGUCGAGGCCUGCUCCGCUCGCUAAACGGCACGUUCAGAUUUGUCUUUCCGGAUGCUCCUUACCUGUCACCCGCAGAUCCCAACGUCAUGCCCAUCUACGCCCACCUGCAGCCGUUUCGCCGUUGGUUGCGCUGGAAAGUAGAACAGCCUAACCCAGGCGCCGACGCUAUUUGCCAGGACAUCGACAACGUCUUGCAUGACGCAAUGGCCAAUGAUAACGCUAUGGGGGCUACUGGCGAGUGGGUGGCCAUUAUGGGCUUCAGCCAGGGCGCUAAAUUAGGUGCUAGUUUGUUGCUCCGUCAGCAGCUCCGUGCAGAGAAGCUUGGACGGGAUCAAGCUGGGUCGAACUUCAAGUUCGGUAUUCUCCUUGCAGGUCGCGCUCCUCUAGUUUCUCUGGAUACGGAUAUGACGGACUCGCUCGCCUUGGCCGAUGCCGAUGAGCUCACUACUGGUGCCUUUGCACAGGUAACUGGCUCGUUCCUACAAGGAUCAGACCACGUUCUUCGUCUGCCGACAUUGCAUGUCCAUGGGAAGAAAGACCCUGGCAUUGAUAACCAUCGUCGGCUGCUUACCGAUUUUUGCCAGGCGGGUACGACUCGCGUAGUGGAAUGGGAUGGAGAUCAUAGAGUCGUCAUUCAAGCCGCGGAUGUCGCGGCUGUUGCGGACGAGAUUUUGGCAUUAAGCAAGCAGACUGGCGUAAUAUUGUGA